Harpia harpyja (harpy eagle) is the source of this 2238-nucleotide messenger RNA. RefSeq names its product NOP9 nucleolar protein (gene NOP9). The record is from RefSeq and is a predicted model, not a curated record. Gene Ontology annotation, molecular function: RNA binding. Gene Ontology annotation, biological process: endonucleolytic cleavage to generate mature 5'-end of SSU-rRNA from (SSU-rRNA, 5.8S rRNA, LSU-rRNA); ribosomal small subunit export from nucleus; endonucleolytic cleavage in ITS1 to separate SSU-rRNA from 5.8S rRNA and LSU-rRNA from tricistronic rRNA transcript (SSU-rRNA, 5.8S rRNA, LSU-rRNA). Lineage: Eukaryota; Metazoa; Chordata; Aves; Accipitriformes; Accipitridae. Gene Ontology annotation, cellular component: nucleolus; 90S preribosome; preribosome, small subunit precursor.
CCCGGCGUUUCCGCUCUCCCGCGCGGUGCAUGCUGGGAUUGAAGCGGCCUUUCUCUUCCGCCUCCGCCAUGGGGGUGAGGAGGGGGAUUCGGGGCGCGGCCGGACCGGGACCGGGACCGGGGCUGGAGCCCGAAACCGCCGGCUAUUUCCGACGGGCUCUGGAGACGUUGCAGGAGGGGCUGAGCCCGGAGGAACUCGCCCUUUUUGCCCCCAACGUGCUGGCGGAGGCAGCGGCGGCAGGGCCGGGGGUAGCCCUGGACCCAGGGGGGUCGCGGGUGCUGCAGGCGCUGCUGCCCCAGGCCCCCCUGAGGGUGCUGGGACAAAUCCUGCCCCCCUUGGUGUUGGGGGGACUGGGGGGGCCGGCAGGGCACCCGCUGGGUGCCCGGGUCCUGGAGGCCGCCCUGGGGCGGGUGCUGCCCGCCCUGGGGGAGGCCGUGGGGCCGGCGAAGGAGGAGGAAGAGGAGGAGGAGGAGGAUGCCGUGGGGCCGGUGGAAGAAGCCGUGGGGGGGCUGGCGGCGGCGGUGAGGGACGACCCGGUGGCUUUCGCCCGGCACCCGGCUGGCAGCUUUGUGGUGCGGGCGCUGCUGCGGGUGCUGGGGGGUGCCCCGGGGGCAGGAGUCCCUCAGCUGCCUCCCGGAGGGGCGGAGCCGAAGACUAAAGGGGUGGAGCUGGCGCUCAAGGGGGCGGAGCCAGCCUCGGAGGGGGCGGAGCUUCCCCCUUCCUUCCCGCCUCUCCUGGGGCAAUUAGCGGAGGCCUUCGAGGAGCAUCUGGCCUCCCUGCUGUCUCCAGCCGGCGCCAGUCUCUGCGUGCAGGUGGCGCUGGAGGUGCUGAACCGCAGCCAAUCGCCUGCCUGCUCCCGCCUCUGCAACGCGCUCAUUGGCCAGCUGGCCCCACCCAGCCCCGCCCCUGCCGAGAGCACCCUGGUGGGCGGGCUGCAGGACCCCGAGCGCAGUCGGCUGCUGGAGGCGGCCAUGGCGGUGGCGGGGCCCCAGCGCCUGCGGGAGCUCUUCCGGCAGCACCUGAAGGGCCGCCUACGGGGCGUGGCCGCCCACCGGGUAGCCAAUCACGGGCUGCAGCGCCUGCUGGACCACGCCCCUGCUGAUGUGGUGGGGGAGGUGCUGUCGGAGCUGGGCCCUGCCCUGGCCGAGCCCUUGGCCCGGGGCCACCCCGGGGUGCUCACCGCCCUGCUGGGCGCCUGCCGGCGCCACCCCGCCCUCCAGCAGGAGGCGCUGCGCUGCCUCUUCCAGGCUUUCAGCUGCUGGGAACCGCGGGAGCGGCGAAAGGCCUGUGUGGGGCUGCUGGCCGGGCUCCGCCCUUUUGGAGGCGGAGACAAGGCUGCAGAGGGGGCGGAGCCAGAGCCCUCGCUGGGUCCCGUCACGCUCCACGGCUCCCUCCUGCUCCAGCACCUGCUGCAUUUCGGGGACCCGGCGCCCGUCCUGGGGGGGCUGAAAGCUCUGCCCCCCACCGCGCUGCUCGCCCUGGCUUGCAGCCCCCCCGGCAGCCGGGUUUGGGACGCCCUCCUCGCCUCGCCCACCGUGCCCCCCCGCGCCCGCCGCCGUCUCCUCCGCAAACUGAAGGGUCACUUUCUCUCGCUGGCGUGUCACCGCAACGGCAGCCGCGUCCUCGACGCCGUCUGGGUCUCCGCCUCCGGCCCCGCCCGCGCCGCCAUCGCCGACGAGCUGGCGUCCCAGCACGAGGCCCUCCAGCGCGACCCCCACGGCCGGGGGGUGGCGCGGACCCUCGCCCUCGACCUUUUCCGACGACGACGACAACUGUGGGAGCGGCUACAGGCGGCCCCCGACCGCCGCAGCCUCCUGGGACCCCUCUUGGAGGACUGAUGACCCCCGCCAGGGGCGUAGAGCGGCUGCCCGGGGGAUGGAGAGGCGCCUUGCUGGAGGACCGUGGGACAUAGAGAAGAGAAGCGCAGAGAGAGAGCGUCUCCUGGGUUUCCGUGGUUCCUGAGGUCGUGGAGGACCAUAGAGAUGGCAAGCGCCGCUCUGGGGGUUCGUCCCCCCUCGUCUUGUCUGCUCUGGACCACGCAGCCAUAGAGGACUGGAGGACUGCUGGCCAGAAAGGCCCUGCGCCUGCACCACGGAGCUGCUGGAGGACUCUGUGCCAGAGAGGCCGGCUCCGGAGCCCUUUUUGUUGUGACCGCCAUAAAGUUUUCUAAGGGGAGGGGCCACAGUGACGCUCUGGUACUUGUUGCCCAACUCUUGUCUGCUCUUGCUCUCCCAACAC